AUGUACAGUUUUUUUCCCGUAUUUCCAGAAUGCAACAAAAUGCCUUUCUUUGACUGACUAAUCCCCUUGACCAAUCAGCGUGGCUUCUCCAACAGCCAAUCACCGGAGUCUCAACAUUCGAUUGUCCAAUCAGAUCAAAGGGGGCAGAAUCUAAAUCUCUCGUUAGCUCGCGGUAGAUCAUGAAAUAUGAAUGAAGCGUCCGGCUAGCGGUUAGCUAGCGACAACAACAUUAAACUAUUACUAAUAUCCCGGAACAAGAAACCAUAUUGUAUGAAUAUUAAAGACAUAUGGAAGCUGUGUAGGGGAGCCACCCACUGGGGUUUUUAUGCGUACCACACAAGCUGAGCAGGAAAGCUAACGUUAACGUUAGUUGAUUCGUAGGGGCUUGCUAACAACAAACGCUAGCAUGUACUGGAAGCACUCACUCAGGGCGGAUGCGAGUUUGAAGCUGUCACUCUGAAUCAACAAAAACAGACCGCGUCGAGAGGAGAUCCAUUUGGUUCCACUCCUUCAGGCUGAGGUAGCAGUGCCACCAUGUACUCGAGCCCCAACAACUCCACGAAGUCCAGCUGCAACAGCAGCAGCAGCAGCAGCAUCACUGAGCUGCUGGGUGCCCUGUGUGACAGCAGCCUGUCUGGGGUGUCCUGGAAACGUCGUGCCCUGGGUGGAGUCUCAAGAGAAGGCUUCCGCAGAGCCCUCAAGAAGUGUGCUUACGGCUCGCUGCUGUCCAAGCUAUUUCAGGACGACGCCAAAGGGUCUGCAUCAGGAGCGAGAAUCACCGAUAAUACGCCGCCCAAAAACAAAGUCCUGAUGAUAUGCUUUGAUUUGCGGGUGGCGGGGUGCCGAGAGGAAGCAGAGAGGUUGGAGGAGCAGCUGGGGAUGCUGCACGAGGGAGCAUCGUCUGGGCUCAAGGAAAUCGACGCGGUCCUGGAGCUGUUGGUACAUCUAGCUGGUUCGGCACCUCCACCCCCUACCUCUUUUAGCAGCGACUACAUGAGACGAGAGAGGCCCGUGCUGCGGAGGCCUCAACCCUGGGGCUACCAGAGCGAAGAGCUGCAGAGGCUGGAGGCCCGGGCGUGGGGUCUAGUGUGUGGCGAGGAAUGGGGGACUUUGGAGAGCUUGUGUGGAACACAGAGGUUGAUGGAUGCUCCUCCAGGCACAGGGCUGCUUGCUCUGAGAACUAAAUUGGAAGCGGAAGAGAGAUUUGAACGGGAUACCAGGAUGACGCUGUUUGGAGCUCUGCAGCAUACACGCACCUCAGACAUAGACAUAAGACUGGACCUGCCUCCUGUUCCCAGUAAUAUUGAUGUGACUGGGUUGGUUAUAAGGGUCCCCUCGUGUUUAGAUCAGUCUGAGGAUGAGGGCUUCCAGUCCGCUUCCAACAUGACCCCAGACUCUAUGUCAGAGACCAGCCCCAUUCCAGACGUUGAUAUAUGGGAGGCUCUCCGCACGUUUGAGCCUGGAAGACGCCGCUGCUGGGAGUCUGUUGGCUGCCCGCCGGGGAAAAGGGAGUCGCUCUAUCUUACAGAGGGAGGCAGGGAGGCCUUCGACCAGCUUUAUCGUCUAUGGGAGGGGGAGAUGAGGGUGGUCAGCACCGCCACACCAUCUCCUCUCCUUCCUCUGCCCCUGGACUCUCAAGCACAACUGGUAUUUGACCUUCUCAACGUUUUGAUCGGAGUGGCGUCGACGACCUUCCCUCUCAACCAGAGUGUUCAGUUCGAUGUGAGACCUGGGGUGUGCGUGUCGGGAGCCUCUCCAGAGAGUGUGUCUCGUCUCUUGGCGGAGCUGGCCCAGCACGGCACCCACUACUUGAGGCUUAGCCGCUUUUCUCUGCAGAGUGCCGACAAGAAAGGCCUCGUCUUACAGGCUUUUACAGGUGGUCUGCGGAAGUAUCUGCAUUACUACAGGGCUUGUGUUCUCAGCACUCCACCCACCCUCAGCCUGCUGACCAUUGGCUUCCUCUUUCGCAAAGUGGGCCGCCAACUAAGGUACCUGUCAGAGCUGUGCUGUGUAGAUGGGCCUUUGGGUGCAAGCCAAGCGACCUUCCCUGUGGGUGUUAAACUGCUGUCCUACCUGUACAAAGAAGCGCAGAAUAACUGCAGCAACGAGAACUAUCCGGUGCUGCUGUCGCUGCUUAAGAGCAGCUGUGAACCUUAUACACGGUUCGUGUCCGACUGGGUGUAUAGUGGUGUUUUUCGUGAUGUUUAUGGAGAGUUCAUGAUCCAGGUCAAUGAGGACUAUCUCAGCUCUAGAGACAAACACUUUUGGGUCCAAGGCUACACUCUGAUCUCAAAGGAUGUGGAGGACUGUGUGCCCGUCUUCCUGAGACACAUCGGCAAUGACGUGUACGUCUGUGGGAAGACCAUCAACCUCCUCAAAAUCUGCUGCCCGCAGCACUACAUCUGCUGGUCGGAGCUGCCGGUGCCUCGCAUUGCUGUCACGUUCUCCCUGCAGGAGGUGGAGGAGAUCGAGAGGGACUGUGCUGUGUAUCGAGGACGAAUGGAGAGGGUUGCUAAGCACAGCGCCAUCAGCAGGGAGGAGCAAGCGCAGCGAGUGGAGCAGGCACGGCAGGAGCUGAUCAAUCAGGUCAGAGAGUCAGCGGCCAAAACCCUGGAGAGCAUUCGCGGGCGCCAGGUGUCACUUCGUCUGGCUGACGAGGCCAAGAAGAGGGAGCGUUUUGAGGAACUGAAACAGCACCUGAAGCAGGAGCAAGAGUGGCGCAGUGUAGCCAAGACGAAGCGGGAGGAGGAUGACUUCAGCUUUGCCAGAGAGCUGAGGGACAGAGAAAAAAGACUACAAGCCUUGGAGCAGCAACUGGAGCAGAGAGCCAGGAAGGAGCUGAUAGAUCAGUACAGCCGUCUGUCAGAAGAGGCAGCUCGGAGAGAGAGACGGGCCAUGUGGCAGGUGCAGCGUAUGAGACUCGACGAAGCCCGGGCUCAGUUCUUCAUGCAUGACAAGCAGCAGACUCUGGCAAUGCUAGAGAAAAAUCCAUUAGGCCAAGAGAGACCUCCCAUGGGAGUGUUGGUGCCUGUUCCCUCAGCUCAACCCGCUGCACCACCAGCAACAGUGGAACCGCGCAGUCAGGAUUCAUCUGAACAGCAGCCAGCAGAACCUCAAGAGGCUAACGCUGUAUCACCAACACCACCUGACCCGGCUGCUCUCACCCCAACAGUUGACUCUGUCCUCCUCUCUGAGAACAUGAACAUCAAUGAUUCUCUUCCCAGGUCACCGAAUCCUGGCAGUGAGCAGGUUGACGUCGCCCUACAGGCGAUUGGCUCUGACCUACCUGAAGUGUGUCCCGCAGCAGAUAUAGUAGACUAUGACUUCAGUGCCCCCUUUAGUCCACUCGAGGGUAUCACCGGCCAAGCCGUACUCCAGCCACGGCCUUGCAGGGGAGCUGCUGCUGAGCCGGAGUUGUUUCAAAACCAUCCCUCUUUUUCCCACAUCCCCAUUGGAGAGCACAUGUCUCAAUUUCAGGACGCCGUCCCCAAAGCCAACCCCUUUGGCCAAGCCUCCAGAUCCAGCUUUCCUCUUGGCCAAUACACCCUAGAGGAGUCCCGGAAUACAUUCAAAUCAAACAUUUAUGGGCAUCCCUCUGAAGCCACCGUGCAGCUAGGGGAAGAGAGUGGCUCAGUGGCAAAAAACAACAAGACAGAGUUUGCCUCUAUGACUGAACCAACGAAUGAAACUGGUGAUUUAGAAAGUAAAGUAGUGGGAAAUGAAGACAAAGGUCAUUCCGUUGAGGCUGCUAAAGAUUGCGACGUGUUGGAAGCCCCACCCACUGCACUGGAAGAAAGUGGCGAGGAUAACGGUCUUCGCUUGGCAGUGACAAGUCCUUCUGACUGUGAUCCACCCGACGCAAACCCUGAACCAACCACUCACGAUCACAGCUCCGAUGUUCAAGACGAAUCUGCUCACGAUACGUCUUUGCCAGAUAUUCACGUUUCCAGCGCUCCCCUGAAAGCGGGUGACGUCGCAACCUCUCCCCUCCCACCCUCCAACGUCCACGGUCACGCCUCAGACUCGCACAUCAGGAUUGGGGAACACGCUUCGGAUGCCGAGGCGCCUGUACGUUCCUCCAGUGUUCACGGUCACUCCUCCGACGCCCACAUUAAAAUCGGGGAAUACGUCGCGGAGUCGGCGGCUCGUCUCCCUUCUCAAAAUGUCCACGGCCAUGCCUCGGAUGCCCACAUUAAAGUCGGGGAGCAUGUUUCGGAAGUAGUGGCCCGUCUGCCGUCCACCAACGUCCACGGUCACAGCUCAGAUUCCCACAUUAAAGUCGGGGAAAAUAUCUCCGGGGCGGCCUCCCCGCGUCCUGCUCCCGGCAUCCACGGCCACUCGUCCGACGCCAACAUCAAAGUGGGCGAGUUUGUGUCCAACGUCGCUGAAGCGAGACCUCGCUGGAGUAAGCACGGCCACGCCUCGGACUGCACGCUUCGGUCGGGCUGCGUGGCGUCGGGGGCCGAGCCCGCCUCGGCCGCCCUCCCCGGCGGCGCCCAUGGUCACUCCUCGGACUCCGGGCUGGGCGCCGGAUGCGUCGUCUCCGGAGCCGAGCCCGCCUUGGCCGCCCUCCCCGGCGGCGCCCAUGGUCACUCAUCGGACUCCGGGCUGGGCGCCGGAUGCGUCGUCUCGGGAGCCGAGCCCAAGCUUGCCCCCUUACCCGGCAGUGCGCAUGGUCAUUCCUCGGACUCAAACUUGGGCGUGGGAUGUGUCGUGAGCGAAGCGGAACCGCAUCCAUCCCCGCUGCCGGGCAGCGUCUACGGUCACACGUCUGAUUCGAAGUUGGGGGGGGGUUGUGUUGUGUUGGGGACGGAGACGCCACCGGCGGCGCUGCCUGGCAGCGCUCACGGCCACUCGUCAGAUUCCUCGCUCGCCGUUGGCUGCGUGGUGAAAGGCAGAGACAUCUUGGACCAGGAGAAGACCGAAGUCGUUGAAGAUGUUAAAGGAGAUCAGCUGGGUGAUGUCAUGGGUUCCUGGGCAGCAGGCUUCGGGUCGUCCUCUGGAGAACGGUCUGAGCAGGAAUACCUCCUGGCUUUAUGUGCUCAGUAUGAGGUGGAACAAUACGAGGACUGCUACAACCUAAUGGCUUCGUCCCCCGAGUGUCAGCUGCUGAAGCAGGUGACCCGGGGCCCCUGGGGGCUCCCUGUGGACCCGACGCUCCGCAGAGCCACGGACACCACGCCUGUCCAGCUCAGCGAGAUGGUUUCCCUCCCGGUUCUGAUAAAACAGGCCGUGACGACCCCGCUCAUCACGCAUGUGUCUUUGGUGAACAAGGCCGUGGUGGACUAUUUCUUUGUGGAGUUGGGGGUGGAGAGACACUUUGAGGCACUGCGCCACUUCCUGCUGAUGGAGGACGGCGAGUUCGCACAGUCCCUCAGCGAUCUGCUCUUUGAAAAGCUGGGCAGCGGUCAGACUCCCGGCGAGCUGCUGACCCCCCUGGUCCUGAACUCCAUCCUCAGUAAGGCCCUGCAGUACAGCUUACACGGGGACAUCCCCUUAGCUGCCAACUUCACCUUCGCCCUGCGCUUCCUGCCGGAGACCUUCCACCCACACGCCCCCGACUCCCUCAACUGCCUGGAGCUGCGCUACAGGGUGGACUGGCCGUUGAACAUCAUCAUCACGGACAGCUGCAUGAACAAGUACAACCGUCUGUUCUCGUUCCUGCUACAGCUCAAACACAUGGUGUGGAGCCUUCGUGAAGUCUGGUUCCACCUCAAGAGAACAGCGCUGGUGAAAGGAGCAGGUCGCUCGGUGCAGUUUCACCAGCUGCAGCUGUACAGGCACGAGAUGCAGCAUUUCGUCAAGGUGAUACAGGGCUACAUCGCCAACCAGAUCCUGCAAGUGUCCUGGAGCGAGUUCACGGCCAAGCUGGCCUCCGCCAGCGACCUGGACGCCAUCCACCGCACGCACGCAGACUACCUCAACAGAGCCAUCUUCAGGGGUUUGCUGACAGAGAAGGCGGCUCCGGUCAUGAACAUCAUCCACAGCAUCUUCAGCCUGAUCCUCAAGUUUCGGGCCCAGUUGAUCGCACAGCCCUGGGGCAGCCACCAGGGGGAGGCAGUGCACCCCAGCUUCGUUGCCAUGCAGCAGUCGUACAACACCUUCAAGUAUUACUCUCACUUCCUCUUCAAAGUGGUGACCAAGCUGGUGAACAGAGGCUAUCAGCCUCAUCUAGAAGAUUUCCUUCUCCGCAUCAACUUCAACAACUACUACAAAGACUCCUGAGCCGUGUACUUGUAGCACUUGACACGAUACAGGUAUACCUGUUCAAUACUAAUCCGAUGCUUUCCACGUGUAUAGAUAAUCAUACAUACAUGUGUACAAUACAUUCAGUUCAGCUGAGUACCACAGUGUAUUUAAAAAACCCACCUGUGCUUUAUAUUAGGGCAUGCAUUUAAUGCAUUAAUGUGCAGCUGAUGCCUACUUACUGUAGUCUUACUAUACUUUAAGGGGCAAUUCUAUGUAAAUACAAAAGAAAAUGCUUUCUAAAUAAAUGCUCUAUUUUC
Pungitius pungitius (ninespine stickleback) is the source of this 6506-nucleotide messenger RNA. It is a transcript of the gene tubgcp6, whose product is annotated as tubulin gamma complex component 6. The record is from RefSeq and is a predicted model, not a curated record. Gene Ontology annotation, molecular function: microtubule minus-end binding; gamma-tubulin binding. Gene Ontology annotation, cellular component: spindle pole; equatorial microtubule organizing center; centrosome. The transcript has 25 exons. Lineage: Eukaryota; Metazoa; Chordata; Actinopteri; Perciformes; Gasterosteidae. Gene Ontology annotation, biological process: spindle assembly; cytoplasmic microtubule organization; microtubule nucleation. The coding region runs from base 535 to 6225 and encodes 1896 amino acids.